AUGUUUUUGCGAUGUACUGAGCUUUUACAUCGGGUAUGUGAUGCACUCUCAGUAGGGCUUGGUCUUGAUGAGAACUUUAUGAGGAAUGCACAUAAGUCUGUCGGUAAGAAAGAAAAUCCGACAAUAAUACGUAGUUUGUACUAUCCACCAAUUCCACAGGAUGUGGACAUAAAGCCUGGUCAGAUACGACUUGGGGAACAUUCCGACUUCGGGACAAUAACGAUAUUAUUUCAAGAUGAUAUUGGUAGACACGAGGUUGAAAUUCCAGGGGAAGGAUCCGUACCAGCUACUCCGUUACCAGGAACCAUUGUUGUCAAUAUUGGUGACCUUUUGCAAAGGUGGACGGCCGAUACACUGGUGGCCACUAAACACAGAGUGCUCAUCCCAGAGGUAGAAUUUAGGAAAAGGAAACCUCGGCAGUCGGUUUUCUUUGUAAAUCGAUCCAGACAAUGA
Molecule: messenger RNA, 453 nt
Organism: Mercenaria mercenaria
Lineage: Eukaryota; Metazoa; Mollusca; Bivalvia; Venerida; Veneridae
Exons: 1
Coding region: 1-453 (150 amino acids)
Molecular function (GO): dioxygenase activity
Source: RefSeq, a predicted model, not a curated record